Lactuca sativa (garden lettuce) is the source of this 597-nucleotide messenger RNA. RefSeq lists its product as uncharacterized. Gene Ontology annotation, biological process: proteolysis. Gene Ontology annotation, molecular function: aspartic-type endopeptidase activity. Lineage: Eukaryota; Viridiplantae; Streptophyta; Magnoliopsida; Asterales; Asteraceae. The record is from RefSeq and is a predicted model, not a curated record.
AUGGAAGAAGUGAAGAAGGUAGUGCUUAAUGAGAACUGCUCCACUGCGAUGCUGAAUAAGCUACCAAAGAAGAAGGGCGAUCCGGGGAGCUUAACUUUACCUUGCCAAUUUGGCAACUUGGCUGCUAUUCAUGCCUUAGCUGAUUCUGGAGCAAGUGUGAACCUUAUGCCAUACUCAUUCUUUAAGAAGCUGGACCUCCCGGAGCCAAGGCCAAUUCGCAUGGCAAUACAUUUAGCAAACAAGACAAUCACCUUUCCAAGAGGCAUAUGCGAAGACUUACUAGUGAAAGUGGAUAAAUUUGUCUUUCCUGCCGACUUUAUCAUUCUAGACAUGGAGGCGGAUCCACAAGUACCAAUCAUCCUUGGAAGGCCCUUCCUCAACACAGCCAGCGCUAUAGUAGACAUGAGAGACUCAAAGCUCACCCUGCGGGUCGGGGACGAUUCAGUGACAUUCGGGGUGGACCAAGCUAUGAAGUAUUCUAGAAGCAGUGACGAUGCGACAUUCUCAAUAGAUAUGCUUGACGAACUAUUGGAGGAAGGCAUACCUGAAGAUUCCAGCAAGUUUACAGCUUUAGAUGAAGCAUUUGAUCCAGAAUAA